This is a messenger RNA of Coprinopsis cinerea okayama7#130, 927 nucleotides long. RefSeq names its product short-chain dehydrogenase. The transcript has 6 exons. The record is from RefSeq and is a predicted model, not a curated record. Bases 1 to 927 code for a protein of 308 amino acids. Lineage: Eukaryota; Fungi; Basidiomycota; Agaricomycetes; Agaricales; Psathyrellaceae.
AUGCCAGGCGCAAUCCCUUCACCCCGCUACCUCCCAACUGUCAUCCGCGAAAGUUUCCCUCCUGCACCCAAAUUCACAUCCGAGGAUGUACCCGACCUGACAGGGAAAGUCAUAAUAGUAACCGGGGCCAACGCAGGUAUGGGGAAGCAAACAGCCAAGGCCGACAGUUUCUCUGGUUACCAGGUCCUCCUUUCGCGUAACGCCAAAGUGUACAUGGCAGGCCGGAACGAAGCUAAGCUAUCCAAAGCGAUCGAAGAGCUGAAGGAAGCGACUGGGAAGGAAGGCCUCCCUCUCAUCCUCGACCUAGCAGAUUUGAAAUCCGUUAAGAAAGCUGUAGAGGAUUUUACAAGCAAAGAGAAAGAACUACACGUCCUAUUCAACAACGCAGGCGUAAUGGUCCCCUCCCUCGACGACCUUACCGCCCAAGGCUACGACAGCCAAUUCGGGACCAACGUCCUCGGGCACUUCUACCUCACCAAACUCCUCCUCCCCACCCUCCUCGCCACAGCCAAGAACCCCAUCUCAUGUCCAGAAGGCAAAGUCCGUGUGGUGCAUACGAGUAGUAUUGCGUCGAUUAUGGCGGAUGGAGUGAACUUUGAGACGUUGAAGGAUGGACCGGAGAGGAGGAAGAAGGGGGAGUGGGGGUUGUAUCAUCAGAGUAAAUUGGGCAACGUCAUCCUCUCAAACGAACUCGCAAGGCGAUAUGGAGACGAAGGUCUCGUCUCAACCUCAGUCAACCCCGGAGCCAUCAAGACAGAUUUGCUGAGGCAUACAAAGUGGUGGGACAAGUUGAUGAUCGUGCGUCCUCUCUUCAUGCGCUUUAUGGAGUCCACUGACACUCUCUUCGACGACAGAAAGCGGUGUUGCAUCCAGUGGAAUACGGAGCCCUCACACAGUUGUACGCAGGGACAUCCGAAGAUGGUCUGA